GGCUGGCCCUCUCCAGCCUUGGGAGACUGGAGAUUCUGAUUCUGUGGUUCAAGGCCUCGCAUGGGCAAGGCCUGGCCUGGGGUCACUGGCCUCGCGCGCAGGAGUCCGGGCCAAGGCGAGGUUUUGCCAAGGUUGGCAUCUAAGACAUGUAGAGACAAAGCUGCCUGUGCUGCCCCGAUUGCAUUAGCCGUGGCAGAGAAGUGUGGGCAUCAGCGCCAGGACUUGGGGCCCAGACCCUGGUUUUCUAUAGGUGAGUACCCCCUACUGGGUUUUUGGCUAUUUGGAUAUCAGGUGGCUUCUGACAGUUUUUGAGAUGCUUGACCUGAGGACAUGAAAGGGGAGCUGAUAGAGGACCAACUCCCUGUCUCGUCAUCACAUCCUGCAAGGGCCCAUCUCCCCUGCCCAUGGGCAGUGCCAGCGUCAGAUUCCCUGCGUCGAGGACGGGGGCCACAGGAAGCCAGUUUAUUUUGGAGUUGGGAAUUCUCCUGGGCUAGUUGCUGCACGCCCACCGAGCCAGUUCUCUGACCCAGGAGGGAUGGAGCAUCUCGGAAAUAAGAUCUGGGCGGUAUAGUCCCAGAGGAUGGUGGGUGGGAGAGUCAACAGUGUGUUUUCACUGCAAAAGCCUCUCGUGAGCUCAGACUUGGAGAGACAUGGAUGGAAGCCAGAGAGAGAAGCCAGGACGGGAUACUUUCACUUUCUUGAAAAUUAAAAUGAACACUGUUCCAGGCUGUCCUGGGGGAGCGUUUGCACGCUGUGUGGCUGUGAGGUUUGGAGGGGCGAAGACACCCGGAUGCAUGGCUGAUCCUUCUCUGUGUGGAGCUUUUUAUAACUAUGAUGCCAGAGGAGCGGAUGAACUUUCUUUACAGAUCGGAGACACUGUGCACAUCUUAGAAACAUAUGAAGGGUGGUACCGAGGUUAUACCUUAAGAAAAAAGUCUAAGAAGGGUAUAUUUCCUGCUUCAUAUAUUCAUCUUAAAGAAGCGAUAGUUGAAGGAAAAGGGCAACAUGAAACAGUCAUCCCGGGUGACCUCCCCCUCAUCCAGGAAGUCACCACGACACUCCGAGAGUGGUCCACCAUCUGGAGGCAGCUCUACGUGCAAGAUAACAGGGAGAUGUUUCGAAGUGUGCGGCACAUGAUCUACGACCUUAUUGAAUGGCGAUCACAAAUUCUUUCUGGAACUCUGCCGCAGGAUGAGCUCAAAGAACUGAAGAAGAAGGUUACAGCCAAAAUUGAUUAUGGAAACAGAAUUCUAGAUUUGGACCUGGUGGUUAGAGAUGAAGACGGGAAUAUUUUGGAUCCAGAAUUAACUAGCACGAUUAGUCUCUUCAGAGCUCAUGAAAUAGCUUCUAAACAAGUGGAGGAAAGGUUACAAGAAGAAAAGUCUCAAAAGCAGAACAUAGAUAUUAACAGACAAGCCAAGUUUGCUGCAACCCCUUCUCUGGCCUUGUUUGUGAACCUCAAAAACGUGGUUUGUAAAAUAGGAGAAGAUGCGGAAGUCCUCAUGUCUCUGUAUGACCCUGUGGAGUCCAAAUUCAUCAGUGAAAACUACCUGGUUCGCUGGUCCAGUUCAGGAUUACCUAAAGACAUAGACAGAUUACAUAAUUUGCGAGCUGUGUUUACUGACCUCGGAAGCAAAGACCUGAAAAGGGAGAAAAUCAGUUUUGUCUGUCAGAUUGUUCGCGUGGGUCGCAUGGAGCUGAGGGACAACAAUACCAGGAAACUGACUUCGGGGUUGCGGCGACCUUUUGGAGUGGCUGUGAUGGAUGUAACAGAUAUAAUAAAUGGAAAAGUAGACGACGAAGAUAAGCAGCAUUUCAUUCCCUUUCAGCCGCUCGCGUUGGACGACGCCAUUCGACACAAGCCGCUGAACAUGUCAUCCCGUUUUUCACCCAGGGUGGCAGGGGAGAAUGACUUCCUUCAGACUGUUAUAAACAAAGUCAUCGCUGCCAAAGAAGUCAACCACAAGGGGCAGGGUUUGUGGGUAACAUUGAAAUUACUUCCUGGAGAUAUCCAUCAGAUCCGAAAAGAGUUUCCGCAUUUAGUGGACAGGACCACAGCUGUGGCUCGAAAAACAGGGUUUCCGGAGAUAAUCAUGCCUGGUGAUGUUCGAAAUGAUAUCUAUGUAACAUUAGUUCAAGGAGAUUUUGAUAAAGGAAGCAAAACAACAGCAAAGAAUGUGGAGGUCACGGUGUCGGUGUAUGAUGAAGACGGGAAACGAUUAGAGCAUGUGAUUUUCCCGGGAGCUGGUGAUGAAGCGAUUUCAGAGUACAAAUCUGUGAUUUACUACCAAGUAAAGCAGCCACGCUGGUUUGAGACUGUUAAGGUGGCCAUUCCCAUAGAGGACGUUAACCGCAGUCACCUUCGGUUUACCUUCCGCCACAGGUCAUCACAGGACUCUAAGGAUAAAUCUGAGAAAAUAUUUGCACUAGCAUUUGUCAAGCUGAUGAGAUAUGAUGGUACCACCCUGCGAGACGGAGAGCAUGAUCUUAUCGUCUAUAAGGCCGAGGCGAAGAAGCUGGAAGAUGCAGCCACGUACUUGAGUCUGCCCUCCACGAAGGCCGAGUUGGAAGAAAAGGGCCACUCGGCCACGGGCAAGAGUAUGCAGAGCCUUGGGAGCUGCACCAUUAGCAAGGACUCCUUCCAGAUCUCCACGCUCGUGUGCUCCACCAAACUGACCCAGAACGUGGACCUUCUGGGGCUCUUGAAGUGGCGCUCCAACACCAGCCUGCUGCAGCAGAACUUGAGGCAGCUGAUGAAGGUCGAUGGUGGUGAAGUAGUGAAGUUUCUUCAGGACACGUUGGAUGCCCUCUUCAACAUCAUGAUGGAGAACUCGGAGAGUGAGACUUUUGACACAUUGGUCUUUGAUGCUCUGGUAUUUAUCAUUGGACUGAUUGCUGAUAGAAAAUUUCAGCAUUUUAAUCCUGUUUUGGAAACUUACAUUAAGAAACACUUUAGUGCAACUUUAGCCUACACGAAGCUGACAAAAGUGUUGAAGAACUACGUGGACGGUGCUGAGAAGCCGGGAGUAAACGAGCAGCUGUACAAAGCCAUGAAAGCGCUGGAGUCCAUCUUCAAGUUCAUCGUGCGCUCCAGGAUCCUGUUCAAUCAACUGUAUGAAAACAAGGGAGAGGCCGACUUUGUGGAAUCUUUGCUGCAGCUCUUCAGGUCCAUCAAUGACAUGAUGAGCAGCAUGUCAGACCAGACCGUCCGGGUGAAGGGGGCAGCACUGAAAUACUUGCCAACGAUCGUCAACGAUGUGAAAUUGGUGUUUGAUCCCAAAGAGCUCAGCAAAAUGUUUACUGAAUUCAUCCUCAAUGUUCCCAUGGGCUUGCUGACCAUCCAGAAACUCUACUGCCUGAUUGAAAUCGUCCACAGUGACCUCUUCACACAGCAUGACUGCAGAGAGAUCCUGCUUCCCAUGAUGACCGAUCAGCUCAAGUACCAUCUGGAGAGACAGGAGGACCUGGAGGCCUGCUGUCAGCUGCUCAGCCACAUCCUGGAGGUGCUGUACAGGAAGGACGUGGGGCCGACUCAGAGACACGUCCAGAUUAUCAUGGAGAAACUUCUCCGGACCGUGAACCGAACCGUCAUUUCCAUGGGACGAGAUUCCGAACUCAUUGGAAACUUCGUGGCUUGCAUGACAGCUAUUUUACGACAAAUGGAGGAUUACCAUUAUGCCCACUUGAUCAAGACUUUCGGGAAAAUGAGGACUGAUGUGGUAGAUUUCCUAAUGGAAACAUUCAUCAUGUUUAAGAACCUCAUUGGAAAGAACGUUUACCCCUUCGACUGGGUGAUCAUGAACAUGGUGCAAAAUAAAGUCUUCCUGCGAGCAAUUAAUCAGUAUGCAGAUAUGCUGAACAAAAAAUUUCUGGAUCAAGCCAACUUUGAGCUACAGCUGUGGAACAACUACUUUCACCUGGCUGUUGCUUUCCUUACUCAAGAGUCCCUGCAACUGGAGAAUUUUUCAAGUGCCAAGAGAGCCAAAAUCCUUAACAAGUACGGAGAUAUGAGGAGACAGAUUGGCUUUGAAAUCAGAGACAUGUGGUACAACCUUGGUCAACACAAGAUAAAGUUCAUUCCAGAAAUGGUGGGCCCAAUAUUAGAAAUGACGUUAAUUCCCGAGACGGAGCUGCGCAAAGCCACCAUCCCCAUCUUCUUUGAUAUGAUGCAGUGUGAAUUCCAUUCGACCCGAAGCUUCCAAAUGUUUGAAAAUGAGAUCAUCACCAAGCUGGAUCAUGAAGUGGAAGGAGGCAGAGGAGACGAACAGUACAAAGUGUUAUUUGAUAAAAUCCUUCUGGAGCACUGCAGGAAGCAUAAAUACCUCGCCAAAACAGGAGAAACUUUUGUAAAACUCGUUGUGCGCUUAAUGGAAAGGCUUUUGGAUUAUAGAACCAUCAUGCACGACGAGAACAAAGAAAACCGCAUGAGCUGCACCGUCAAUGUGCUGAAUUUCUACAAAGAAAUUGAAAGAGAAGAAAUGUACAUAAGGUAUUUGUACAAGCUCUGUGACCUGCACAAGGAGUGUGAUAACUACACCGAGGCGGCCUACACCUUGCUUCUCCAUGCAAAGCUUCUUAAGUGGUCGGAGGAUGUGUGUGUGGCCCACCUCACCCAGCGGGACGGGUACCAGGCCACCACGCAGGGACAGCUGAAGGAGCAGCUCUACCAGGAAAUCAUCCACUACUUCGACAAAGGCAAGAUGUGGGAGGAGGCCAUUGCCUUGGGCAAGGAGCUAGCCGAGCAGUAUGAGAACGAAAUGUUUGAUUAUGAGCAACUCAGCGAAUUGCUGAAAAAACAGGCUCAGUUUUAUGAAAACAUCGUCAAAGUGAUCAGGCCCAAGCCUGACUAUUUUGCUGUUGGCUACUACGGACAAGGGUUCCCCACAUUCCUGCGGGGAAAAGUUUUCAUUUACCGAGGGAAAGAGUAUGAGCGCCGGGAAGAUUUUGAGGCUCGACUGUUAACUCAGUUUCCAAACGCCGAGAAAAUGAAGACAACAUCUCCACCAGGCGACGAUAUUAAAAACUCCCCUGGCCAGUAUAUUCAGUGCUUCACAGUGAAGCCCAAACUCGAUCUGCCUCCUAAGUUUCACAGGCCGGUGUCAGAGCAGAUUGUAAGUUUUUACAGGGUGAACGAGGUCCAGCGAUUUGAAUAUUCUCGGCCAAUCCGGAAAGGAGAGAAAAACCCAGACAAUGAAUUUGCGAAUAUGUGGAUCGAGAGAACCAUAUACACAACUGCAUAUAAAUUACCUGGAAUUUUAAGGUGGUUUGAGGUCAAGUCUGUUUUCAUGGUGGAAAUCAGCCCCCUGGAGAACGCCAUCGAGACCAUGCAGCUGACAAAUGACAAGAUCAACAGCAUGGUGCAGCAGCACCUGGAUGACCCCAGCCUGCCCAUCAACCCGCUCUCCAUGCUCCUGAACGGCAUCGUGGACCCAGCUGUCAUGGGGGGCUUCACAAACUACGAAAAGGCCUUCUUUACAGACCGGUACCUGCAGGAGCACCCUGAGGCCCAUGAAAAGAUCGAGAAGCUCAAGGAUCUGAUUGCCUGGCAGAUUCCUUUUCUGGCCGAAGGGAUCAGAAUCCAUGGAGACAAAGUCACGGAGGCACUGAGGCCGUUCCAUGAGAGGAUGGAGGCCUGUUUCAAACAGCUGAAGGAAAAAGUGGAGAAAGAGUAUGGCGUCCGAAUCAUGCCCUCAAGUCUGGACGAUAGAAGAGGCAGCCGCCCCCGGUCCAUGGUGCGGUCCUUCACGAUGCCUUCCUCAUCCCGGCCGCUGUCUGUGGCCUCUGUCUCUUCCCUCUCAUCGGACAGCACCCCUUCCAGGCCAGGCUCCGACGGGUUUGCUCUGGAGCCUCUCCUGCCAAAGAAAAUGCACUCCAGGUCCCAGGACAAGCUGGACAAGGAUGACCUGGAGAAGGAGAAGAAGGACAAGAAGAAGGAAAAAAGGAACAGCAAACAUCAAGAGAUAUUUGAGAAAGAAUUUAAACCCACCGACAUUUCCCUGCAGCAGUCGGAGGCUGUGAUCCUUUCGGAAACGAUAAGUCCGCUGCGGCCCCAGAGACCCAAGAGCCAGGUGAUCAACGUCAUUGGAAGCGAAAGGCGCUUCUCAGUGUCCCCCUCGUCACCGUCCUGCCAGCAAACACCUCCUCCGGUUACACCAAGGGCCAAGCUCAGCUUCAGCAUGCAGUCAAGCUUGGAGCUGAAUGGCAUGACGGGGGCGGACGUGGCCGACGUCCCGCCCCCUCUGCCUCUCAAAGGCAGCGUGGCAGAUUACGGGAAUUUGAUGGAAAACCAGGACUUGCUGGGUUCGCCAACACCUCCACCUCCACCUCCACACCAGAGGCAUCUGCCACCUCCACUGCCCAGCAAAACUCCGCCUCCUCCCCCUCCAAAGACAACUCGCAAGCAGACAUCGGUGGACUCCGGGAUCGUGCAGUGACGUCGCAAGGCUGUCUGGAAAGAGUGUGCUGCCCCUCCCCCGUCUCCAUGUCCUCUCCUUCCGUGUCCCCUGAGUCUGCUGUUUACCUCAUUGGGCCUGCGAUGUUAACAUUUCGUGCAAUUGCUUUUCCGUCAGAGGAGUUCAGUUCUCCCCAUGGAGUGAGUGGCCUAUGGUGUCAUGGAGCAGGGUGGGUCAGGGAGGUGGGUAUGGGCCCGGGAUGUGCCAUUGUGGUUAUCAGAGUUGGGGGCCUCUGAGAGAAUCUGAGUCUUGCCCAAACAUUCUCUCUUUUUGUGCCAAAUGACUUGCAUUUGCAAAGAGCUCAGUUGCCCUGAGCUCAGCCGCCCUGAGCUCAGCCAAGUAGGAGAGGCUAGGCCUUCACUCUUGGGAACCGGUGUAGUGACGAUGUAUAGGAAUCCUCCUCACUGCCAUGGGAUGUUUUAUCCAGCCCCUCCUUGUUCCGGCUGGUGGUGUGACUUCGUUGGUUGAGGUGUGUCUCCCGCCUGCAUCAGACAAUGAAGUUCAGCCCCUCCAGGGAAGCUCCUGAUUUCCCCUGGCAUAAUUUAAAAUAGGAUCUUUCUCAGCUACUGAACAGUUACUAAUUUAUGGGGUGGAAACAGCAUUAAAAAUACUGAAUCAAAUGGAAAAACAAGUGCAUAGAGGAAGAUAAAUUUUCGUUCUUUUCUGAAAAAGAAUGUGUGCACCACAAGAGCUGGUUUUAAUUGGGGGAACUGUUUUAGUCCUCAUUCUGUACAGAAAUUUGUAUAUAUGACGGUUCUUAGAACUUGUUUUAAUUUUUGUGGUCCUUCUGUUUAUUGUAAUAGGCGUCCACAAAUGAUUCUCCAUAUGUGUUCUUAAUUUUUAACUGCCGCAAGUGUUAAACACACACACACACACACACACACACAAAAAUUAAAUUUUUUUUUCAGAACUCCAAAGUCCUGAAAAUUUUGGUGGACAAUGAUUUUUAAAAAACUAACUUUGUAUAACCUAGUAUUUGUAUUCUCUCAUCUAUAUUUUUUUAUUCACUAUAAUCAUGAUACUCUUCUAAUAGACUCAAAAGUUAAUCAUUGACAAUGAAAAAUAAAAUGUUAUUUUAAAACAC
Cercocebus atys (sooty mangabey) is the source of this 7536-nucleotide messenger RNA. RefSeq names its product dedicator of cytokinesis 1 (gene DOCK1). Bases 651 to 6434 code for a protein of 1927 amino acids. The record is from RefSeq and is a predicted model, not a curated record. Gene Ontology annotation, biological process: cell migration; small GTPase-mediated signal transduction. NCBI's taxonomy places the organism in Eukaryota, Metazoa, Chordata, Mammalia, Primates, Cercopithecidae. Gene Ontology annotation, molecular function: guanyl-nucleotide exchange factor activity; small GTPase binding. The transcript is spliced from 52 exons. Gene Ontology annotation, cellular component: cytoplasm; plasma membrane.